Anisakis simplex (herring worm) is the source of this 237-nucleotide messenger RNA. Lineage: Eukaryota; Metazoa; Nematoda; Chromadorea; Rhabditida; Anisakidae. The record is from the annotation of a GenBank genome assembly.
ACGGCCGAUCGUUAUAUAAAUAGUAAAUGCGCUAAAUAUAUGCUUAGGGCAAAUAUGAUUAAAGAAGCCGAAGAGAUGUGCUCUAAAUUCACGAGGGAAGGUGUUAACGCGUCAGCAAAUUUGAACGAAAUGCAGUGUAUGUGGUAUGAAAUCGAAUGUGCGAAAGCGUAUCGUCGCAUUGCGAAUUAUGGUGAGGCGCUCAAAAAAUGUCACGAAAUUGAGAGGGUAAUUGAUUGA